This is a messenger RNA of Beta vulgaris subsp. vulgaris (sugar beet), 1572 nucleotides long. RefSeq lists its product as uncharacterized. The transcript has 5 exons. The coding region runs from base 218 to 1183 and encodes 321 amino acids. NCBI's taxonomy places the organism in Eukaryota, Viridiplantae, Streptophyta, Magnoliopsida, Caryophyllales, Amaranthaceae. The record is from RefSeq and is a predicted model, not a curated record.
CACAACCUUUAGAUCAUCUCGACUUGUACGCACAAAAAAUUUCCAAUCUAGGGUCGUGCAGCUUCUUUCCAUUUUUGUCAUUUCUCUUUCUCUCUCCUAUUUCGCACUUUCUCUCUCCUAUUUCGCAUUUUCUCUCUCCUAAUUCACAUUCAUUGGAAUACAUCGCACUAACUUCUUCGUUCUCCGGUUAAGGUCUUCGCAAUACGUUCGUAGAAACAUGGAGAGAGAAAGUGCGAAAGAAAUGCUUAUAAAAGCAAGGCUCGCGCAAUUGGCAGAAACAAAUGAAUCUGCAGCUAUUGUUGCAAUUAAACCCAAGUCUAAACCCCUCCAUAUAAAAGAAAAACAGUUUUCCAAGAUGUCGCCUUCUUCUUUAAUGAAAUUUAUUGAUAGUGGUUUAUCUUUUGAGCAAAAACGUGAUGUAGAGUCAAUUGGUUUUGGGGGUUUACUUCAUCUUAAAACUAAUGAGUUACCGAGUGAUUUAUGUCGUUGGCUAUUACAUCACUUUAAUCCAUAUAGUAGCUCUCUAGUUUUUUAUGAAAAGCAAUUAGCUAUUGAACUUGAAGAUUUUUAUUUAGUUUUUGGCUUGCCUAAAAUAGGAGAAAAAAUAGUUGAAAGUGGAAGCCGGGAUAAUGAUGAAUUGUUGGUUAAUUAUCUUGAGCAUUUAGGUAAAACUAGAAAUGAAUUGCGGAUUAAAGACAUAAUAGAUAAAAUGAAGGAACAAAAGAGUGGUGGAGAGAAUUUUAAAAGAAACUUUGUCAUGUUGGUUGUUUCUACUUUGUUUAGGAGUAAUCAAAAAGGCAAUCCCCAAUUGAAAAUUUUGAAAUGUCUUAGAAAUGUUGACUUGAUUUCUAAGUUUAAUUGGUGUCAAUAUGGUAUUGAGUGUCUAACCGAUUCUAAGAGAGAGUGGGUUGGUUCUUCCAUGUUCACGGGCCCUAUCUUAGCUUUGAUGUUGUGUUAUAUGGAUCGCGUUUCUUUUAUGGGUCGAUCCAUUGAGAGAAAGUUCCCUCUAUUGAGUUGUUGGAGACGAGAAGAUAUUUUUUAUAGGCGGGACUUCGAAUUGACCAUGGCCGGUGACUUUGGGACCGGAGUUGUCAAGCCACGGCUAGUGAUUGAGAGGAAUGCUCAAGAAAAUAUUAGUCUUGGACAAGAGCAUGAUACUAAGGGGGAUUCUAAAAAGUUUUGAUGUACUUCAUAUCGAUUUAUGGGACCCUAUAAGGUUCAAUCCGUUACAAGAGCAACAUAAUUUUACUGUUGUAUCCGAGACAUGGAGAUGAAAACUUGAUUGAUUGCAUAUUCCGAAGCAGAUUGGGGUACAUGCAUGUUCGUUCACGUACAGGAAGAUCACUCACUGGGUAUUGUGUGUUUCUUGGUGGAAGUCUAGUAUCUUGGAAAACAAAAGGCAACAACUUACUUCAAAAAUCUUCACAUUAAUAUGAGACAGAAUAUUAUUAAUAUGAGACAGCAUAUGUAAGAAACUCAUUCCAAAAUGCACAUAUAUCUAUAUUUAACCAAAUCCUUGUCAUCUCCGCAACAUUGGUAUCUCGGAUAUUUAAGAUAUGUUUUUAUUCUAAA